CCAGCUUUGCUCCGCUACCCGGGUCUGGUGUGCUUGCGGGUGGCCGGCAUGGGGACUCCUCCAGGCCUGCAGGCCGACUGCGAGGCGCUGCUCAGCCGCUUCCAGGAGACUGACAGCGUGCGGUUCGAGGACUUCUCCGAGCUCUGGAGGAGCAUGAAGUUCGGGGCCAUCUUCUGUGGUAGAAUGAGAAAUCUAGAAAAGAAUACAUUUACAAAAGAAGCAUUAGCUUUGGCUUGGCGAUACUUUUUACCUCCAUAUACCUUUCAGAUCAGAGUUGGCGCUUUAUAUCUGCUGUAUGGAUUAUAUAACACCCAACUGUGUCAACCAAAACAAAAGAUUAGAGUUGCCCUCAAGGAUUGGGAUGAAGUUUUAAAAUUUCAGCAAGAUUUGAUAAAUGCACAACAUUUUGAUGCAGCUUAUAUUUUCAGGAAGUUACGACUAGACAAAGCUUUUCACUAUACAGCAAUGCCGAAAUUGCUGUCAUAUAGAAUGAAGAAAAAAAUUCAACGAACUGAAGUUACUGAAGAAUUUAAAGAUCCAAAUGAUCGUGUGAUGAAACUUAUUACUUCUGAUGUAUUAGAGGAAAUGCUGAAUGUUCACGAUCAUUAUCAAAACAUGAAACAUAUAAUUUCAACUGAUAAAUCCUAUCCAGACAAAGCCCUUAGUUUGAUAAAGGACGAUUUUUUUGACAAUAUCAAGAACAUAGUUUUGGAGCAUCAACAAUGGCACAAAGACAGAAAAAAUCCUUCCUUAAAAUCAAAAGUUAAAGAUGGAGAAGAGAGGAGGGACAAGAAUUCCCAGAAAUCAGAGAGAUGUGAAAGGGCAGAAUCAUUAGCGAAAAUAAAAUCAAAGGCCUUUUCAGUUGUUGUUCAGGCAUCUAAGUCAAGAAGGCAUCGUCAAGUCAGACUUGAUUCCUCUGACUCUGAUUCUGCAUCUGGUCAAGGACAAAUUAAAGCAACUAGGAAAAAAAGAAACAAAGAAACAUUGAAAUCAGCAGGAAGGAAGACAUCUUCCCGAGGUGACAUACAGAAUGUACCGAAAGAAGACAAAUCUUUAAGUCUGAGUAUGCCUGUAAUUACAGAAGAGAAAGAGGAGAAUGAAAGUUCUAGUGAAUCAGAGUUCCCUGCAUCCAAGAGGAAAAGAAAGCACAGAACAAAAAGCCUGGUAUAGAGGUCUUAAUUUUGAACUUUUUCUGACAGAAGAUUUAUAUUUUGUGUAUUGAACAGGAAGAUUGCCAGUAUUAAAAAUAAUUCUUCUGGGAAACUAGGCUAUUUCUUUGAAAUGGCAAUACUUUAUAUGGUCCUAGAAUAAAAGUACAGAAAGUUAGAAUAAGAAUUUAUUUAUAUUUAAU
Molecule: messenger RNA, 1351 nt
Organism: Condylura cristata (star-nosed mole)
Lineage: Eukaryota; Metazoa; Chordata; Mammalia; Eulipotyphla; Talpidae
Gene: SNAPC1
Product: small nuclear RNA activating complex, polypeptide 1, 43kDa
Exons: 10
Coding region: 49-1170 (373 amino acids)
Biological process (GO): snRNA transcription by RNA polymerase II; snRNA transcription by RNA polymerase III
Cellular component (GO): snRNA-activating protein complex
Molecular function (GO): sequence-specific DNA binding
Source: RefSeq, a predicted model, not a curated record